AAAAAGUUGCCCAAAUUUGCAAAACUGACUCGGUUUAAAAAUCCGAAUUUCGAUGACACAACACUGGAUGACCUUAACUCCACUAAGAAGUGAGAAAGCAGUGAAAAUGAGGUCGCAUGUCUUCAGUAUUUUCACCUGAACGGUUAGUGCAUUCAAAGCAACAAACGCGACAAAAUGCUUUAAGAGUAAAAGUAAGAGUGCAUUUUUGUUAUAAUUUUAUAAGGCAAUCAGGUGUUUAAAUUCAAAACACGUCGUUUUUAACCAUGGUGGCGACUUCAAAGUUUCCACAAGCGGCAAAAAUCGUCAAAAACAUAACCCGAAGUCGCUCCCAAACUGUAACACCAGCUUUUUGCCCACACUUGGAAAACCUGAACGAGGCUAAACCGUACUCGGAGAUACCGGGGCCCAAACCUAUACCAAUUUUGGGCAACACCUGGCGACUUCUACCAAUCAUUGGCCAAUACGACGUUUCGGACGUAGCUAAACUUUCGGAACUUUUUUACAAAGAGUAUGGAAAAAUUGUCAAAUUGUCUGGGCUUGUUGGACGCCCGGAUUUACUAUUUAUUUACGACGCAAACGAGAUUGAAAAAAUCUACAGACAGGAAGGACCUACACCUUUCAGGCCCUCGAUGCCUUGCUUGGUGAGGUACAAAAGCGUGGUCAGGAAGGACUUUUUCGGCGAUGUUGGCGGAGUCGUUGGGGUACACGGUGAACCUUGGAGGAGGUUUCGAAGCACCGUUCAAAAGCCGAUUCUCCAGGUCCAGACUGUUAAAAAAUACAUUGAACCGAUUGAAAACGUUACGAACUAUUUUAUCCAAAGGAUGAUGGAGAUGCAAAAUGAUGACCAGGAAAUGCCAUCAGAUUUUGACAACGAAAUUCACAAAUGGGCUCUUGAAUGUAUAGGGAGGGUGUCUCUAGACGCACGUUUGGGGUGCUUAGACCCCAACUUACCCCCGGAUUCCGAGCCCCAAAAAAUCAUCGAAGCGGCGAAAUACGCGUUACGAAAUGUGGCAAUUUUGGAACUAAAAUUUCCAUUUUGGCGCUAUUUCCCGACUUCACUCUGGACGAGAUACGUCCAAAAUAUGGAUUAUUUCGUAGAAAUAUGCAUGAAACACAUAGACGCAGCAAUGGAACGGCUCAAAUCAAAAACAGUUCUCGACGAAAAAGACCUUUCCUUAGUCGAGAGGAUUUUGGCCAAUGAACCCGACCCAAAAACUGCAUACAUUCUAGCCUUGGAUUUAAUUUUAGUUGGAAUUGACACUAUUUCAAUGGCCGUUUGCUCGAUUCUUUACCAACUUGCGACGAGACCGGAACAGCAGGAAAAAAUGUAUCAGGAAUUGAAGCGAGUCAUGCCGGACCCUAACACUCCUUUAAACACGAAAUUGUUGGAUCAGAUGGACUUUUUAAAGGCUUUCGUUAAAGAGGUUUUGAGAGUUUAUUCGACGGUGAUUGGAAACGGACGGACUUUACAGCAAGAUACCAUAAUUCACGGAUAUAGGAUUCCGAAAGGAGUUCAAGUGGUUUUUCCGACUCUCAUAACCGGAAGCAUGGAGGAGUUCGUGAGUCAGUCUAAUGAAUUUAUUCCGGAACGUUGGAUGAAAAAAUCAUCAAGUGAUUAUAAAAUCCAUCCAUUUGCGUCGUUACCGUACGGAUACGGAGCUAGGAUGUGUCUAGGAAGACGAUUUGCGGAUUUAGAAAUUCAAGUCCUUCUAGCUAAGCUGAUACGAUCAUACAAGCUGGAGUACCACCACGAACCGUUAGAAUAUAAAGUCACUUUCAUGUAUGCACCAGAUGGGCCACUGCGUUUUAAAGUAAUCAAACGAGAGGAGUAAUAAAUUAACUAAAAACUUUUUGGUCCAAACAAAUUGUAACUCAACACACUUUUUGUAAAAAUAUUUAUUUAUGAAACUGUGAAAUAAACUUUUAGAAACAA
Messenger RNA from Tribolium castaneum (red flour beetle), 1933 nucleotides. RefSeq names its product cytochrome P450 301A1 (gene Cyp301a1). Gene Ontology annotation, molecular function: iron ion binding; monooxygenase activity; heme binding. NCBI's taxonomy places the organism in Eukaryota, Metazoa, Arthropoda, Insecta, Coleoptera, Tenebrionidae. The transcript has 8 exons. The record is from RefSeq and is a predicted model, not a curated record. Bases 264 to 1832 code for a protein of 522 amino acids.